ACUGUUAGAAGGAAGCAUGGCAUAUGAUGGCAGCGAGUCUACUCAAGCCUCAAGAAAAUCCCUUCCUCGUUGCCGAAGAAUUAACAGGAUGCUCUCCAAUGAAUCUCUGCAUUCUCCUGUGUUCAACCGUUCCAACUCACAGGCCUCCAUAGACAGUGCCUCCAUGGAAGAUUUUUGGCGGGAAAUAGAAAGCAUAAAGGAAAAUAGCAUGGCAAGACAGGAAGAGCAGAUGCCAACUGAGGUCAAACCUCUGGAUGAGGGAGAACUUGAAGCAGAGUGGCUACAGGAUGUGGGUUUAUCUACCCUGAUUUCGGGUGGUGAAGAGGAAGAUGGCAAAGCCUUGCUCUCGACAUUGACUCGAACUCAAGCAGCUGCAGUCAAAAAGAGAUAUAAUACUUACACUCAGACAUUGAGGAAAAAGAACAAGCAGUCUGUGAGGGAUGUCAGAGAUAUCUUUGGAGUCAGUGAAGCUUCUCCAAAUGAUGUUUGCUGUAGCCCACCUUCUCCUUUGGAUGAAACCCUGGAUGAAGAAGGAAUAUCAGCAAUUCCCUGCAGAAAUGGCCAACUGGCAGGUGAUACAUCUGAAAACCCCACUGCUCAGUUGGAUGAUACCCAGGAGGACAAAGAACUGCCAGGCGUUAUCAACACCAGUGGUUCCUUGCCAGAUGACAUUCCCUCCAACAGCACACCCCUCUCACAUGGGUCCCAGGAGGAAAAAGGGAGUUUUGCAGUUCCCAAGAGUGGCGCCAUGUCCAUACUUGAGACCAUUCCGGAUGUGCCAGUUCAUUCCAAUGGCUCGUCAGACAGUGGACAGUCGGCUCAGGGAGCAGUUAGGGAUGAUGAUUUUCUAGAAAAGACUGUUUCACCAGAAGCUGAAGAGUUGUCAUUUGAAGUGUCUUAUUCAGAAAUUAUUUCAGAGGCUCCUAAAAAAAGCAAAUUUAAGAAAUACGAUUUUAAGAAAGAAGAUUUUGCUUUAACUAAAUUUAUUGUUCAGAAAACUAGAUUUGGCCUAACUGAAGCAGGAGACCUGUCCACCGAGGACAUGAAGAAAAUUCGCCAUCUCUCUCUGAUUGAAUUGACAGCUUUUUUUGAUGCCUUUGGGAUCCAACUGAAAAGAAAUAAAACAGAAAAAAUCAAAGGACGAGACAAUGGCAUCUUCGGGGUUCCACUCACCGUCCUAUUGGACAAUGACCGAAAGAAAGACCCUGGAGUCAAAGUCCCCCUGGUAUUACAGAAAUUUUUUGAGAAAGUUGAAGAAUCAGGUCUGGAAUCUGAAGGGAUUUUUCGACUCUCCGGAUGUACUGCCAAAGUGAAGCAAUACCGUGAAGAAUUGGAUGCCAAGUUUAAUGCCGACAAAUUUAAGUGGGACAAAAUGUGCCACAGAGAAGCUGCAGUAAUGUUGAAAGCAUUUUUCAGAGAACUACCCACUUCUCUCUUUCCUGUGGAAUAUAUACCUGCCUUCAUCACACUAAUGGAAAGAGGACCCCACAUCAAGGUACAGUUCCAAGCCUUGCACCUCAUGGUCAUGGCACUGCCUGAUGCCAACAGGGACACAGCCCAGGCCCUCAUGACAUUCUUCAAUAAAGUGAUUGCCAACGAGUCAAAAAACCGAAUGAGUUUAUGGAACAUUUCUACUAUAAUGGCACCAAACCUUUUCUUCAGCAGAAGCAAACAUUCCGAUUAUGAAGAAUUACUGUUAGCAAAUACUGCAGCUCACAUUAUCCGCCUAAUGCUGAAGUACCAGAAAAUUUUGUGGAAGGUUCCAUCUUUCCUAAUCACUCAAGUCAGAAGAAUGAAUGAAGCCACUAUGCUCUUAAAGAAGCAAAUCCCAAGUGUCAGAAAGCUGCUAAGGAGGAAGACCAUAGAAAGAGAGUUUACAAGCCCCAAGACUUCAAAGGUACUACAAAAGUCACCUUCUACUAGAAGAAUGUCUGAUGUGCCAGAAGGAGUUAUACGAGUCCAUGCACCACUGUUCUCGAAGGUGUCCAUGGCCAUUCAACUCAACAGCCAAACCAGAGCCAAAGACAUCCUGGCGAAAUUUCAGUAUGAAAACAGUCAUGGUCCAUCGGAAUGCAUUAAGAUUCAGAACCAAAGGUUAUAUGAAAUCGGAGGAAAUAUAGGGCAGCAUUGCUUGGAUCCAGAUGCUUAUAUAUUGGAUGUGUAUCAUAUGAAUCCUCAAGCAGAAUGGGUAAUAAAACCCCAGCCACGUUUUUGAAAUACUCCUCAAGAAGGCAGAUGUUGUAUAUAAUACGCCAAGAAGAUACGACAUUUUGUAGGGAUAAACCAAGACUACUUUUGACAUGUUUGUUCCUAUGAUGUUUUCAGUCCAAAUGGUGUCUCCUGACAUUGCCAACAUGAACUAUGGAAGAGGAGCUGGUUAACCAUUUGGGCUGAAGCUUUCUCUUGAUGGUGCCUUGAUUCGAGAGAAGGAAAGAUGGUGCAAUCUUUCCAGAAGAAAGGCCAGUCUAGAAUAUGGUGGAACUCUGAGCAUUUCUAAUAGGUUGACUCCCUGCAGAAAUGAACUUGAACUAUACCUAGGGAGAAGACAUAUUCUUUAUGUGACAAAUGCUUCCAAAGAGGUGGAAAGAGACUUUUUUUUACUUAUGUGUUUUAAAUAUAUAUAUAUUCAUCUUUUUUGAGCAAGAAUGAUGGAAAUACCAAUCAUUUUUGCUCUGCAAAAUAAUUCAGUUCUACUUUCCAAAGAGAACCUGUUUCUAACAUUACACAUGCAAUAUUUAUGCUCUGACUUGCUCCUGAGUUGGAGAAGGAAGAACUUCUGUUUAAGAACACUGUAUUGUUAUGUAUGUUGUACUGUAUUUUGACUAU
Molecule: messenger RNA, 2826 nt
Organism: Sorex araneus (European shrew)
Lineage: Eukaryota; Metazoa; Chordata; Mammalia; Eulipotyphla; Soricidae
Gene: ARHGAP28
Product: Rho GTPase activating protein 28
Exons: 19
Coding region: 17-2215 (732 amino acids)
Biological process (GO): signal transduction; regulation of small GTPase mediated signal transduction; negative regulation of stress fiber assembly
Cellular component (GO): cytoplasm
Molecular function (GO): GTPase activator activity
Source: RefSeq, a predicted model, not a curated record